AUGAAUUGCAGACGUAAACCUCUUCCCCUUCACACGAAGGAAGUUCAGCUUGCUGAAUCUAUCCCAAAAGAAGAAUUAUACAAUUGGUCUUUAAAAAACGUUUUAGUUUUGUUUUUGGUUCAAUAUCGCGUGUCAGCUCCUUCCACAUUGCAGUCUGUAUCAACUAGCCAAUUAAUUACUGAUAAGAGAGCUUCUGCAAUAAGUAAUAACAAUAAUGCUAUUAACGUGAAGGAAAAACGAGGGUCACUGAAAUAUCCCAAGGAGUUUAUAAAGUACUUAACAACUGAACUCGAAAAUAUUAGUAUGGGUCGUAACCCGAAAUAUCAAGACCAGUUGCUUCGUGGGACAUUUGCCGCUUUCUAUACCACCAUCAGCAAACCCUACAUAAUGAAGCAGAUGAAAGAAUCUCGAAGAAUUGAAGAUUUGUUUUUAAUUUUCACCAGCUCAGUUUCAUCUGAACUCACAAAGCGUUUGGGUUCCUUUGAGAGUGACCUUUCUGAUGAGAUUUCUGUCUCAUUUAUAGAUUUGUGUGAGUCUAUUUUAAUAACUCGGCAGCUGCUUGCUCCUACAUCUGACUUUAUUGUUCAUCUUAAUAUGUACAAGUCAAAAAUUCAGAGUCGUACAGACAUCUUAACCUCAAAACGUGUUAGCAAAGGCACUGAAAAGUUUGAUUUUUCUUCGUUUCCGCUUCUAAAGGUAUUUGCUUCGAUAUUUAAGGUAGCAUACUCCAAAGUUUUGUUGGAUGCUGAAAAUGUGUUUUCUACUAUUGAUGAAUCGGCUAUAUUUAAAGAUAUUACGAUAUUAAUUGACGAUCUCGAAAAUGACACUUGUAAAUAUUCUCAGUCUGUCUUAGACUUUUCCAAUUACAAAGCCUAUUCUACUUAUAAAACUCGUGAACUGCAGAUAUUAGAGCAACAUCGAAAAAUCAUGCUUAGCUUUAAUCCGCUAUUGUCAGAAAUCUACAACAGAAAUCAUGGAAAUAGCUCUAGUAGUACACCAGAGACACUAACUUGCGUCCCUCCCGUUACACGCCCUUACUUUCGACAGUUGCUAGCACUUUGUCUUCAAUACCGUUCUGGCGUCUCUGACUGCGCAGAGGAAAAAAACGUAAAUACAUUCAUUCGUGAAUGCUCGAUUUAUUGGAGAAUUUUGCCUUCAAGUCGAUUAGCAUUGAGCAUGGAGCUUGGUCGUGAAUAUUUUCAAAAGGAUAUAAUAUCAAUGAUGAAUGUUUUAGAUUACUUUGGCGAGUUAUCUAAGGUGACGAAGGAGUUCGAAAGUGUGUACUGGCCAAAAGUAGAUGUAUCUAUGCUCAAAACAGCUCUUGUUGGAAUUCGAAAUGUACUUUUACAAAGGAUUAAGAUUUCGCUCAUUAAUGUUUUAAAUAACAAGAAAUCUAAUUUUCAUAAUCUAUUAGUUGUACUAGAAUUAUGCCUUGAAAACGGUAAAUAUGUUAACGAGGAUUUAAACCCGAAAGCAGAAUUUAUAUCAAUUGCAUUGUGUUUACAGGAAAUCUGUCAGGAAAUUUUCCUUAAUGAGUUUAAUAUAUCAUCAAAAAAAGCCGUUUCCGACGGAAUCGAUGAAAUCUUGUUGCAGAGUCGUGCUCUGAAUGAUAGAGUCGAAUUUAUUCAACAAACCUGUCCAGACGCUAUUUACGGCAUAAUUUCCUUACCAAGUCUAUUCACCAGUGUUGUUUUGCCUAAUUAUAUUACUUCUGCAAUGGAGGUGACCAAAGCUCAUCUUCAAAGUAAUGCUAAGGGUAAUCUCGAUGCUCUUACGAAUGACAUGAUUGACGCUUAUGGAGAUUUGAAGAGAAUGAUUAACUUACUUCGUUUUUACCAUCAAGACGAAUACGAACUUGGUAACUUUGAAGGAUUUUUUCAACCGUUUGUGGAUUCUUGGCUGAAUAACGUAGAAGUCAACGCGAAUGAUUGGCUUCAAAGAGCAUUGCAGAAAGACACAUUUGAUACUCUGAAUAAAGAAGCAGCAUGUAGUAGCUCCAUUAUUGAUCUUUUUCACGCUUUUCAUCAAUCCUUCCGUACGCUUAUGAAUUUUGAAUGGGAAGACACUCUUUGCAAUGCGAGGUUUUUUACGAAAUUCUUUAGGAUCGUGUAUAUGGUUUUAUCUAAAUAUACUAGCUGGGUAUUGAAAACUUUUUUUGAUGAAGCUAAUAAAAAAGAUGAAAGCGUGGACUUGCGAACUGAAAACGAAAGCUCAAGCUCAUCUUGGUUAUCGAAAGCCCGAACAAUGCUAUCUGGUACAUCUGAGGUUUUACCUUUUCACUUCUCUACAUUCAUGUGUAUUUUAUUGAAUAAUGUACAUUAUGCUAUCCAGGCAUAUGAAGAACUUGAAAGUAAAAUAGAUCUCCAAGAGUUAGUUCAGGCUCUUGACCAGGCUGAAUCAACAAAAGUUCAAAAGCUUUCUACGACUAACUAUUUGUAUACGGUGAAGGUUAUUCGCGGUGAAAAUUUACAACCCGAUGAUACUGGAAAGAUUCGAACUUCCUACGUUGUCCUAACUGACAAUAGAGGAAAGCGAAUUGGGAAAACUAGGCCAAUUCAUUCUAUGAACCCCCGUUGGGAAGAUUCUUUUGAAAUAAAAGCAAAAGAUUCUCUAAUAAUUACUGCCAAUUUAUGGUCUAAAGGAAAGUUCGGCGAUCAUGAAAUAUUUGGAAGAUGCUCGUUUCCUUUAACACCUAAAGUAUAUGGCGAUUAUAUAGCUAGAGAAGAUUGGCUAAAUUUAAAUCCACAUGGAGAAUUGCUUUUCAGAAUUGAAAUGGACGGCGAAAAAGAACACAUUGGUUUUUAUGUUGGACGCACUUAUCAUGAUCUGGAACGAUCUCAAAGUGAAAUGAUUAGAUUUAUUGUCAACAAAAUGGAUCCAGUUAUAAGUCAGAAUCUAUCAAUGCCAACUUUGAGAAGACUGUUAUCAGGUUCAUGGAUGGAUUUUGAUAAGACUAUGACUUCUGUGACUAGUUUGUUUAAUCGAGCUACACUAACUUCCUUUUCAAAGAAGGAAGAUCCCAAGAAAGAAGACCAUGAGCUAACUGAUGUGGAAAUCGAAUCCGCAAUCAACGAUUUGCUUGAUUUUUUUGACGUUAAUUUUUCAGUUAUUGCUCGCCAUUUAUCAAAAGAUGUCUUUAUUACGGUUAUGUCUUAUGUAUGGGACGAAGUAAUGUGUACAAUAGAGGAUUUGUUACUGCCUCCCGUCUCUGCGAAACCAAUUGAGAGGAAGCCACUCCCCGAAAACCAAUUAAAUAUCGUAUACAGUUGGUUACAAUUCCUCAAAGACUAUCUACAUGCUAAUGGCGAAGGUGUUAAGCUUUCUGUAUUGGAGACAGAACAUUAUCAAGAACUUUUAAAAAUACGAGAGUAUUACGACAAAUCUACAGAUGAGUUAUUAGAAGAGUGUGAAAAGAUUACUCUGCAUUUGUACCAUUCUUCUCGAUUAAUAAACAAUUUAACCGGAAAUAAUGCGGGAAUGUCUAAACUGGCAAAACUGAGCAAUAAGGAAAUUUACAGAUCAGGAACAAUAAGACAAUAUGUUCCACAGGUCCAACAGGCCACGGAGGGUGAACUAGAGAGGAACGAACGUAUUAUCCUAAGGAUUUUACGGAUGCGUGCCAAUUCAAAACGAUUUUUAUUAAAACAUUUCCAGAGAAAGGAUAAGCUCAAAAUGGCGGAUGCUAUGAGGAACGGAUAUGUGAUGCCACUUGGGCACUUAAAAAAGGUAUAA
Schizosaccharomyces osmophilus is the source of this 3732-nucleotide messenger RNA. It is a transcript of the gene ync13, whose product is annotated as Munc family exocytic/endocytic regulator Ync13. NCBI's taxonomy places the organism in Eukaryota, Fungi, Ascomycota, Schizosaccharomycetes, Schizosaccharomycetales, Schizosaccharomycetaceae. The record is from RefSeq and is a predicted model, not a curated record. The coding region runs from base 1 to 3732 and encodes 1243 amino acids. The transcript has 3 exons.